Uloborus diversus is the source of this 1030-nucleotide messenger RNA. Its product is annotated as putative OPA3-like protein CG13603. NCBI's taxonomy places the organism in Eukaryota, Metazoa, Arthropoda, Arachnida, Araneae, Uloboridae. Gene Ontology annotation, cellular component: mitochondrion. Gene Ontology annotation, biological process: regulation of lipid metabolic process. The record is from RefSeq and is a predicted model, not a curated record. The transcript is spliced from 2 exons. The coding region runs from base 296 to 769 and encodes 157 amino acids.
AUGUUUUUUCAACUUUCUAUUUUGGCAAUAUUCAUGGACGAAACUUUUUCAAGAGCAGACGGCUGAUCUGAUAACGUUAUGGAUAUUAUUCUCAAAGCUGUAUUGCAUUGAUAUUAUACCAAAAAUAUUGAACGAAAAAAAAGGGAGAAAAAAUGUUUUUGUAAGGAAAUUGACGCUUUGAAAAAGCGAAUAUCGAGAAAAUCAAAGUCUGUUCCUGUAUUAUUGAUAUUUUGCUCUAGAUUCGUCCACCAUGCCAGUUAUAUUCUGUUUUUAAUAUAACUUUUAUACUAAAAAAAUGGUUGCUUUUCCAUUAGUGAAACUUGCUGCUUUAGCUAUUCGCCAAAUAAGCAAACCUUUAGCUAACAGAUUAAAAACUAGAGCUAAAAAUAGUCUUUUUUUCAGAACGUAUAUUUGUAUGCCACCAGCCCAACUGUAUCAUUGGGUAGAAGUGAAUGUUAAAAUGCGGCUUUUAAACCUGGGGAAACCUUCAGAAGUCCCUAAAUUGAAUGAAACGAUGGCUAUUGAAUUGGGUGCAGAUCUAAUUGGAGAAUUCACCAUCUUUAUGGUUGCAGCCAUAUCGUUAACAGCUGAAUACAUUAGAAGCUCUCGUAAUGAAAGAGCUAAAGAAGCAGCAAAAGAAGAACGGUUCAGAAAUUUAGAAAAUAAUCUUGAGGACUUAGUAUUUGUUAUAGAGAAACAAAAUGCAGAAAUUUUGCAUUUAACUCGUAUGUAUCAUGCAAUUGAAGAAAGAGUACCAAAGAAAAAAUAACUUUUUUUAUAAACAAAAUCUUUUCUUUUCUUUUUUUUUUUUAUUUUUAGUUCAAGUUCAUUCAAAUAUUGUUCUACAGAAGUAGAAUGUUAACAAUUUUUUUUUCACUUUAAUAAAAUAGUUAAGACAGAUUUUAUUUUCAAUUUUUUUCUGGCUUGUUUAUACACUGUCCUAUUUGAGAGAGAAAAUAUUGUAUAUAUCUUAUCACUAAAAUGCAGAGGGAAUGUUUCCAUACUACAUUGAAUCUAAACUGUAUGUAAA